Mya arenaria is the source of this 5146-nucleotide messenger RNA. RefSeq lists its product as uncharacterized. The record is from RefSeq and is a predicted model, not a curated record. Gene Ontology annotation, biological process: steroid biosynthetic process. Bases 135 to 1517 code for a protein of 460 amino acids. The transcript has 11 exons. Gene Ontology annotation, molecular function: 3-beta-hydroxy-Delta5-steroid dehydrogenase (NAD+) activity. NCBI's taxonomy places the organism in Eukaryota, Metazoa, Mollusca, Bivalvia, Myida, Myidae.
AGCUGAAGCCUCGCUUUCAUUCAGCCAUCAUUUUCCGACUGCAGCGUCUGGGAAUAAGCGCCUGAGCGACUCUGAGUGAUAUUUUGUGAACGUUUCGGAUUUUAUUGAUAAAAUCAAGUGACAAAUACUCAAAAAUGGAGGGUGCUGACGAAACUACACGCGUGCUGGUUACCGGCGCAAGCGGAUUUAUAGCCACACACAUCAUACGUCAGCUGCAAGAAGAGGGGUACCAGGUCAGAGGGACGCUGAGGUCACUCGAGGACAAGGAUAAGGUUGAGAAGCUACAGACGCUGUGCCCGGAAGCAACCUUCAAGCUAGAACUAGUAGAGGCGGACCUCACCAAACCAGAAUCAUGGGAACCAGCGGUAAAGGACAUGAAAUACGUGAUCCAUGUGGCGAGCCCGUACCCGGUCACCCCACCCAAGGACGACAGUGAGAUUGUCACGCCCGCCGUGGAGGGAACACAGGCCAUCUUGAAGGCGUGUGUUCAGGCAAAGUCCGUGAAGAAAGUAGUCCUUACAAGUUCAUCUGUAGCAAUCUGCUACGGGACAGCGGAGCCUGGGAAGACGUACACGGAAGAAGACUGGAUGGAAGCGGAGAAGCUGGACGCCCACGGGAAGAGCAAGGUGCUCGCGGAGAAGGCUGCCUGGGAGUACGUCAAGGAACUGCCAGAUGAGGACAAGGUUGAAUUGGCGGUGGUGAACCCUUCCUACGUGAUGGGACCCGUCUUGAACGGCUCCAAGUGCAGCAGUAUGGACAUUGUCAAACGUCUCCUGGAGCAUUCCUCCAUGGCGCUGCCCAAGCUGAACUUCUCCGUUGUGGACGUGCGCGAUGUCGCCACUGCGCAUAUCAAGGCCAUGACCACACAGGAGGCUUCCGGCAAGCGAGUCCUUGUUACGAACGAAAACCUGUGGAUGAAGGAGAUAGCUUUAAUCCUGGCAAAGGAAUUUAAAAGCCAAGGUUACAACGUUCCCACGGCCAACUACCCGAACGCGGUGUUGAGCAUCAUUGGCGUGUUCGACAAGUCGGUCAAGAUGAUCAUUCCCCAGGUCAACAAAGUCGUCAAGUUCGACAACACCAAGAUGAAGGAACUACUCGGCGUGACCCCGCGUGAUCUCAAGGACACCAUUAUCGACAUGGCCUACAGCCUCAUCGAAGCAGGGCUUAUCAAGAAGUCCAAGAAAUAUAGGGGACCAGGCGGAAACGAGCCUGAAGCGGAAGAAGAGGGCGAAAAGAAGGAGGGAGAAGGAGAGGAGGAAAAACCGAAGGAGAAUGGUGAAGUGAAGGAAGGAGUAGAGGGUGAAACGAAGGAAGAGGAGGGGAAAGCUGAGGAAAAGAAGGAAGAAGGGAAGGAGGAGAAGGGAGAGGAAAAGGGUGAAGAGAAGGGUGAGGAAAAGGACAAUAAGGAAGUUGAGAAGGAGGAAGGUAAAACUGAGGAGAAAACUGAAGCUGGAGAAACUAAACCAGCUGAGGAAGCCAAAACUGAACAGAAAGAAGAGAAGAAAGAUGCUGAAUAGGCGAUAGUUUGCCUUAGGACAGUAAAUGACUAGGUAUCUGUAUUUAUGAGGACUUAAUAACAUUGUGAUUGUGACUUUUGGUGCCCCGUGAUGCCAUGUUGAGAGUUUCAGAGAAAAUGUGAUUUUUCUUUCUUUGCGUUCUUAAUAAUCUUCAUUAGACAUUGUUAUCGUUGGUCAAAAAUGUAAAGUAAAAUGUAGAAACAACAAAGAUUAGAUUCACAUUAAAUACCCUUUACUUCUAGAAAUCUACAAUUAUACUUCAUAAAUAUUAGUUGUUUCUUACCAAAAGCCAGAAAAGGGGCAGAGGUUCUGAUGGUGGUAAAUGUGUUACUGAAGAUUGCUUCAGAUUCGUUCCGUAUUCGAUAUUUUGAGUGUUUGAUAUGACUGAAAGACACAUCUCAUUCUCACAACCCACAACAUAAAUCACCAAUAACGUUCAUCAUACAUUUACCAUUUCCAUUCCCACUCCAAACAAAACAUGAACGCGUCUUUAGUAUAUAUGUGAACAAGAUUCAAAGGUUUUGUGUUUUUGAAUAUGUUGUUCCGUGGCGGCUUUUAGAUGCGUUUUCUUUUUUGGUAAUAUGUUCAUGUUUACCUGACACCACCUUAUACAAUGUCAUCACUGCUAAAUCCAAUUCAUAUAACUCUAGGCCCAACUCAAUAAUCAUCAGAGAUUUUGGCUUAUUUCUGUAAAGAGUAAAAUUUUGAAUGCUUUGACUGGACUGUAUAAUGAAUUGACUGAUACAUUGUAUGAAAUAACAAAAGUAUGUCUAGUCUAGUGAUAUUGAUAUAUAUUGCAUCAAAUACGGGCCGAGCUAGGGCUGUAUUCAAUAUACAAAUAGUUGUUUUGGACAUGCUUUUGUUAUUCUAUUCAGUGUAUUGGCCAAUCCAUGUUAUAGCCCAAUGAACACAUUUAGAUAUUUCUUAGAUAAAUUCAAGAUGUUUUCGAGUAGGGCCCAGGUUAUUUAACUGAAUAUGAAAUCAUAAGACUGCUAUGUUAUUGUGUAGGACAUUUAUUUAAUAAAUCGCAUUUGCAUUAUUCGUGUUUGAUGUGGCUGUCAGCCUAAUGCCAUUAUUGUAUGGUAUUUUGAUAAUUAAAUACUUAUUGCAUAAUUAAUGUUACACAUAUUUCUUCGUACCCCUGAAAAACAACAACAGAGUUUUGUAAAAACAUGGAAUAUGUUUUCUUUAAUAUGUAUUCAUACAUUUGUCAUUCAUUUAAACAACGUGCUUUAUGAAUUAAAUCUCAAAAAAGCCUUAGAACAUGUCGACUGAGGGUGCCUACAUAGCUUUUACAUUUGUGCGAAUAGAAUAUCUAAACUAAAUUAGCAUUUAAUGCAGUAUCACUGAUUUUUGCAACAUUUUCACUUGCAGAUUUGCUUCAUUUCCAUCUAGAAUAAGUUUAGUCCCAAUUAGUUCCAUAGAAUACAAUGUCAUUGGUGCACACAAAUAAUAUCUUAAAUAAGGAAAACACUUCACCAAGCAUUCGAAAUGUUAAAAGGGCUUUAAUUGAAAAUAGUUUGUUUUGAACCAAACACUUAAUUAACUUUUACAUUGUAUUGCGCUUUAGAAACACUGUUUAUGAAAUGACCUACAUAGCUUUGAUGAAGAAAUCUAAUGAUCGCAAAAUUAAUUUAUACUAUUAUAAAUUAAGAAUUUGCUGUAUAUCUCAAUAUAUUUUCCUGAACGGAAAUUGGACUUUUUUUCCGUGACGCAAUGCCAAACAUUUCCGUUUGUCAUUAUAUGAGUCACGUGAUCAAAUCACAUGGUACUACUCUUCUAGCAAAGCUUUCAAUAACAGUUUUGUAUUUUUGUACAGUUUUAUCUAUAUUUUUUGUGUAUAUACAUAUUGAUAUUACAUUUUUGCUAACCUUUCUUAUACAUUACUUUUUAAAUUAUAUUGUUUUUGCUUGCUUGAAUAUUCCUUAUAUAAUAGUAUGUUCAAUGACUGUCUUACGAUUCAAUCAUAUAGGACAUUUACAUACCAUUUUGAAGCAAAACCAACUGAAACAAGAAAUAGCUGUCGACUUAUACUACUGUUUGCAAAUAAACACCCCGUCCAAGUACGACAUAUUUGUACCGCCAUAGUAAUGGCUCCGAGCAAUGUGUUUCAGUACUUCAAAGAGUUUCAUUUGCCACUGCAACGUUCAUGCAGGCGUAAUUUAAAGCUACAAUUGAUUAUUCGAUUGAAGUAAAACCAUUACAUAUUGUGCUUAUAUGAACGCUUUACGAGGUAUGAGCCCGCCUCUUCAGUAGUUAGUUCCACGUGGUACGUAAAGGUGUUCGCCAAAUGGCAGAUGGAGGCAGUCGGUUUCAUUAAUGUGAGAAUUUGACAGGCUUUAGAUACCCCACAUGUUUUGAAACUCAGUUGUUGAAAUGAGCACGGACAUUCAAUGAAUUAUAAACUCGAAACGCUAAGUUGAUUUGCAAACAGUAGCAUAACUUUUCAUGCUAUGAUAUAAAGACGUCAGUAGGCUACCAUUUCAAAUCACCUACCAAGCCCCCCUUUAAGAAAAUGAUUUUUUUAUAGAUUCAUUUUGAUAUUUUUUACCUUCACUGACCAAUUCAAAAAUGAGCUACUUGCUAAGCACCUAAUAAAACUACAGGGACCAUGCCAGUUUUGGCAGUAAGAAAGGACUGGGUUUGUGUCAAUGUGUUUUGGCAGGCGCCCCUAUCUAGCGUUCAGACAAUUGUUUGACGAUUUUUAAGAAAUGGCCAGUAUUUUGCUUUAGACUUUACAUCAGCAGUUGUAGCUUCUUUGAACAAUUUUUGAUUUAUUGUAGUUUUUUUCAUAAAGACAUGGAUUAUCGUCUUCGGAUGAAAUAAUAUAACUACUUUUGAUACAGACAUACGAUCAUUUAGAAAUUAAAUAUAAGUAUUAACUGAAAUCAUAGUAAUUGGAUGUCACCAUUGCUUUCCAUUUUAAAUAAAUUAUUCUAUACGUCAAAUUCAGGUAAAAGAAACCAAGGAACCAUCUCAUGAAUAAUUCUAGGAGCUUUUAAGUACAUAGGAGAUACUAUCGAAAAUGCAGAAAUACUGUCUAAAACCUCCCUAGCUACAACUCCACCCCUAGGCUAAAUUAAUGAGACUGUCCUUUGGAUUUCCAAGCACAGCACUAGAAAAUUAAGAGGUUGCAAUUACUGGAGUAAGUCUGUCUUCCAACAAUUUCUGUCUUUGCUAUGUCGUUUUCGUAUGCUGUAUUCAAUGCAAUUUGUGUUUUUGUAAGCUUAUGGAUAAUAUUGUUCGUGUGAACAUCACACAUUUCUUGACAAUAUAUGUUGUGCCUGUUUUCCGUGUUAAGAGUUAAGACUAUGGAUCAACAUCUCUUUAAUAUCUGUUCAUGAGUAACAUCACAUAUAGUUAUAUAUCAUGUAUCUGUGCAGUACUUGAUUGAAUUCAAUAUUAAUUCUUGUUCUUGAAGAACCUAGCAAUAAUUACAAUCUGAAUAACUUUUUGCUUUUCAUUAAACGAAAUAUAUAAGUUUAAUUAUUAGUAUUAUAUGUUAUUAACGGUUAUAAAUAUUGUAAACGAUGGUCAUAUGUGUACAACAUGAUCGCAAAUAUGUACAUGUUGCUUUAUACCGCUUUCAUUUGUUAUAUAUAUUAUGUACAAAUAAAUGCGUCAUUAGA